Messenger RNA from Diuraphis noxia (Russian wheat aphid), 1101 nucleotides. Its product is annotated as box C/D snoRNA protein 1. Gene Ontology annotation, biological process: maturation of LSU-rRNA from tricistronic rRNA transcript (SSU-rRNA, 5.8S rRNA, LSU-rRNA); box C/D snoRNP assembly; snoRNA localization. Gene Ontology annotation, cellular component: pre-snoRNP complex; nucleus. NCBI's taxonomy places the organism in Eukaryota, Metazoa, Arthropoda, Insecta, Hemiptera, Aphididae. The record is from RefSeq and is a predicted model, not a curated record.
GACAAAAGCCAAGCCAUGUGAGUAUGUGCAUGUCACAUGUGUCAUGUCUCAUGUUACAUGAAAUCAUUGAAAUCGGCAAAUCGCCAACGCAGAGUAUGCAGCAUAUUUCAAAUUUUAAAAUAAUGCUUUAUUUUGUUUUAUUAAGUGAUUGAUUUUUAAAAUAUUUUUAUUCAGUUUUAUAAUUCUUAAAGUUCACUUUGUAUUGGUUACAUUAAAUUUACCUAGUUUCUAGAAAAUUAAAUUUUUUAUUUAUUUAUGAUAUUCUGUAUUGUAGUAAAUCUUUUAAUUUGUGUUAAAUAAAAGUAUGGAAUCUAAGAAUCGAUUGGGCUUUUGUGAAGUGUGCAGCGGUGAUGCUGCUAAGUACUGCUGCCCAAGGUGUGAAGUGAAAACUUGUAGUUUGUCAUGUGUUAAUAUUCAUAAGAAAGAAUUAGAUUGUGAUGGCAAGAAAUACAAAACAGGGUUUAAAAAAUUAGAAAAAUUUAAUGACGCUGAUAUGGGUCAAGAUUAUAGACUCAUGAAUGAGUUUAUUGAAGCUGUUGGAGAGUUUAAAAUGAAAACCCAACGCAUAUCCAAUUUAUCUGCAGUUUUUCGAAGAUUACGUUAUCAAGCAUAUCAACGACACAUGCGUUUACAGAUUUUACCUAAAUCUACUUUAAACAAAAAUAACACCUCUUUUUUUAAUCAUAAAUUAAAUAAAAUCUUCUGGCGAAUAGAUUGGACAUUUCAUGGCACAGAUGUGAAAUACACAAAUCAUAAAGUUCCAGAGUAUCAAAAACUAAAUAGUGUUGCUAGAAACUAUUUCACAACAGAGUUUCAUGACAAUGAAGUAAAAGAAAAAAUGCAGUUUUAUAUUUCAGCUGGAAUUAAAGGUGUAGUAUUUCUAAUGAAAACGCCAUAUGGAAAAUAUUAUGAACUUGAUUCUGAGGAUACAAUAUCAUACAACUUAAGGUAUAAAACAAUAUUGGAAUACCCGGAAAUAUUAGUUGUUUUGUCUAUUCAUAAAGAUGCAUUUAGCGAUCUUCUUUAUGUCGAGAAUUCAACAUUUAAUAAUAAUAAAUCAACAAUUAUGUAACAUUUAAUAAAUUUAUGUUUUUUUGUAAU